AAUAUACAAAUGUGGAUUUUGUCCUUUUGUUGUAAUUAAAUUAUUUUGCUUAAUUUGCAGUUAGUAAGGGUAAAAAUGAAUUAAGGUUGUUAAGUUAGAUAACACAGCCUAAAUAAUACACGUGUUAUGCAUUAGUGUGUUAAUUGGCAAUGUAUUUUGAAGGGCCGUAAGCGGAUGUGUAGUAUUUUACAGAGCGCAUAGUAUUUUGCUCUGUGAGUGUGAGAAAAGGAAGAAAGGACUGAAGGGUUUACGGCUGCUUGAGGAGGAGGACACUGGCGCUUUAUUACCAUUAUUGCCCUCACUUAUAGCCCGUUUCCGCCUUCUUAACCUGGCGAAAGGUUGAACGGUUAAAAUGGAGGCGGACAGAUCCGGCGGUGGACCAAACCCGAACUUUGGAGGCGGCGGCAGCGGAGCUGGGCGCAACCCAAACGGGCCCAAAGCAGCACCGGGCCAGGCAACACCAGUAGCGGCUACCGGGGCCAUGGCAGCCGCCGCCGCCGCCGCAGCAGCAGCAGCAAUCGGAGUCAUGCCGGGGUCGUCGCAUUCUCGAGAAUCACAGCAGGACGGCGAUUCGGGAAUGAAUCUUCCUGGGAUCCUGCACUUCAUCCAGUACGAGUGGGGACGCUUCCAGGCCGAGAAAUACCGCUGGGAGGCGGAGAGGGACGAACUUCGGGCUCAGGUGGCAUUCCUACAAGGCGAGCGGAAAGGACAGGAAAACAUGAAACAGGACCUUGUAAGACGGAUUAAAAUGUUGGAAUACGCUCUCAAACAAGAAAGGGCUAAACACCAGAAGCUGAAGACUGGAAAUGACGCGAGUCCCGGCGACAAGAAACCAGAGAUGGAAGCAGAACCACUUCCCAAUGGCCCAGCUGAGUCAGACUCGGAACCAGCCAAUCAGAUGUCAUGGAAGGAGGGACGUCAGCUACUACGCAAAUAUCUGGAGGAGGUGGGCUACUCGGACACCAUACUGGACAUGCGCUCUAAACGCGUGCGCUGUCUGCUCGGGCGGAGCAGCCCUGAAGCGAACGGGCCGCCGCCACCUGAGUCCUCCCCAGAGCCUGAGACACGCUCGGGUGGAGAAUCAUUGUUGGUCAGACAGAUAGAAGAACAGAUUAAGAGAAAUGCGGGCAAAGAAAGCUCCAAAGAACGGCUCGGCGGUUCAGUGCUCGAUAAGAUCCCAUUCUUGCACGGUUGUGAGGAUGACGACGAAGAUGACAGCGAUGAGGAAGACGACUUCCAAGGCAUGGCCACGGACUGCAUCGAUGGUCCACGCAAGAGCAAAAAGUCCCGCGUAAAGAUGGGUUCAGAGCCCAUGACCACAGACCUGGACCCGGAGGACGAUGACGACGAGGACGACUCGGAAGACGCCCUCAGUGAAUUUGACUUUCUGGGCUCCGGGGAGGAUGGGGAGGGGGCGGGAGAGGCCAGGAUCUCUGGGGACGGACGGGAGUUAGAGAACCGCAGGAACAAGUUACAAGGCAUGAUGUCGGACUUCCCCUCAAAACCUGCCCCGCCUCCUUCUGUGUCUGGACAAGCUCGCUCUGGGGAAGGUGGCGCCUUGGGUUUCUCCUCGGACGUCUUCAUUAUGGACGCAGUCGGAGGUGGAGACAUGAACUUGGGUGAACUGGCUGAUCUCACCGUUGCCAAUGACAACGAUCUCUCCAUGGAUAUGCAUGAUAACCGAGAUGAGUUUAAGAAGACCUGGAACCCUCGCUUCACGCUACGGAGUCACUUCGACGCCAUCCGGGCUUUGACCUUUCACCCGACCCAAGCGGUUUUGCUCACGGCCUCUGAAGACGGAACACUAAAGCUAUGGAACCUCAAUAAGGCUAUGCACUCAAAGAAGAAUGCAGCUUUAGAUGUCGAGCCCAUCUACACAUUUAGAGCGCACAGUGGUGCGGUUUUGUCACUAACCAUGGGAGAAGAUGGAGAUUCCUGCUACAGCGGGGGUCUGGAUGGAAGCGUGCGAUGUUGGAAGAUGCCGGACCUCAACGUAGAUCCCUAUGACAACUACGACCCUGGCAUCGAGAGCAGCGUGCUGGCAGGCCACGAGGACAUUGUGUGGGGUCUGACGUACUCCGCAGUCCACCAACGGCUGGCCUCGUGCUCGGCCGACGGCACGGUUCGCAUCUGGGACCCGCAGCACUCCGCCCCCUGCCUGUCGGUCUUCAACAAGGAGAGAGAAAACGGGACACCCACCUCAGUGGCCUUUGUGGCUUCUGACCCCAACCAGGUGGUGGUGUCGUAUGAUGGUGGCCAGACACUGCUCUAUGACUUUAACACAGAGCAGAGCAUCAUAGCACUAGAGACGCAGACCAAGGAUGGAAGUGAGUUAAUUAACCGUGUGGUUAGUCACCCCUCUGAGCCCAUCUCCAUUACUGCACAUGAGAACCGCACCAUCCGUUUCUUAGACAACAAAACAGGUAAAGUGGUCCACUCAAUGGUGGCUCACCUGGACGCGGUCACAUGUCUCACCACGGAUCCUAAAGGCACUUACCUCAUCUCUGGCAGCCAUGACUGCUCAGUGCGCCUGUGGAUGCUGGACAACAGGACGUGCGUGCAAGAGCUCACCGCCCACAGGAAGAAGCAUGACGAGGCCAUACACGACGUGGCCUUUCACUGCUCGCAGCCCUUCAUCGCCAGCGCCGGCGCCGACGCACUCGCUAAGAUCUUUGUCUGACAACACUGCUGGACAACCUCAACUGGGCCGAAAGAGACAACAGAGGACAUUAUUUCCGCCCUCACACACACACACACACACACACACACACACACACACACACGGUUGUCCUGCACCCCACUGGCUGGGUUGUUGUCACAGGACGUCACCGCCCCUCACUUCCUCACAGUUUUAUGCCUCAGUGACUUGUUGUUAUACAAACCACUCUACUUUGUUUUUUUAAUGACGCUAGGAGCUCCUCUGAUAAAACUCACCUAAGGAGAAACACUUUUUUUCUACACUACAGUGCGCUAUUCCGCUCCCCCCCUGCCCCAACCCUACAGGUCUACUAAUUUCAAAACCCUCCAAGGAGAAACGUGACCUCACAUGUCAUUUUAUUAGUCAACAAACUUUUGUCCAAUUGUUCCACUGGCCAGCCUGCUGGUAUAGCAUACUGUGGCUCAGUAGCGGCGAUAUCAAAAACAUGGUGGAGUCAUUCCAAAGACUUUUAAAGAAGCAGUGUGUGAAUAUGUGUGUGUGUGUGUUGUUUUCUUACCCACGGUCUGAGAAUGUUCCACAUGCCAGUGUUUCAACUUUAAUAGCUUUAAUUUCAACUUUGCCACGACCCGUAGGUUCACUGUGUGAGUGUCAUGAAUGUUUAUCACACCCGUGGUCCGUUUAAGGUCAGGCGCAGAGUGCAGGGUGAGGCCUGUGUCUGGGGGUGUGUGUUGGCGGCAAAUUGCGCUGCUUUUACUGUACAGAAGUGUGUAUCUGUAUUUGCACUAGUGAAAUCAUGGUGCUAUGGAAGCCUGUGUUAGUGUUCUUUUGCAGAGACUUCACAGUGGAAUCAUUUCAUCGACCGGUCUUUUUUUUUAUAUAGAACUAAAUCCCCUCCUCUGUCUGUUGGAUGUGAGAGACAUCUGUAGCUUCCUCACAUUGUUGUGUGUUCCUUUCAUUAGUACCCGUGUCAGUGGGUGCGUUCAGGCUUUUAAAAAAGAAAAAAGAAGCUGGUCAUCACCUUGGCUAGUAGUGCAUGAGUUGCACAGUAGCACGUUAGCCUCCCUGGAUGCUAAUGCUAAUGGAUAAUAGCUCCAUCACGGCCCCCUCUGUCACCAAACACAGGAAGCAAUGCCGUGGGUGUAAGAACGUCAGUUCACAGCACUCAUCUGCACUUUAGUUUGCCAUUUUGCCCAUCACCCACAAUCCUUACGUGAGACAAGAACACACAUGGCUUUCCCUUCUCCUUGCAUGCUAAAUAGUGAAAAACUGCUCCUAAGAUUGAUUGAAACUUUUUUUAGGAGUAUUGCACAGUACAGUACAUAUUCCGUACAAUUGACCACUAAAUGGUAACACCCAAAUAAGUUUUUCAACUUGUUUAAGUCGGGGUCCACGUUAAUCAAUUCAUGGUACAAAUAUAAACUAUCAGCAUAAUACAGUCUUCACACAAGUUAAUCAUCAGAGUAUAUACAUUGAAUUAUUUACAUUAUUUACAAU
Molecule: messenger RNA, 4153 nt
Organism: Entelurus aequoreus (snake pipefish)
Lineage: Eukaryota; Metazoa; Chordata; Actinopteri; Syngnathiformes; Syngnathidae
Gene: strn4
Product: striatin, calmodulin binding protein 4
Exons: 18
Coding region: 353-2680 (775 amino acids)
Cellular component (GO): dendrite
Molecular function (GO): armadillo repeat domain binding; protein phosphatase 2A binding; protein-containing complex binding
Source: RefSeq, a predicted model, not a curated record